AGUUUCAAGCCUGUAUGUAAGACCGUGGUUGUGACGGACGCAGGUGUCAUGGAAGGAAACGCAAUAGCGAUUCCUCGUCGGAUAGCAUUUCAGUUUAGUCUGAUAAAUUCCAUGAAGAUGUGAUCUACGUGUUGUUAAACGGUAGAUACGAGCUGUGGUGCGGCCAAAGGCAGUGGGGCGGUAUAGCCUGCAAAGCCGGAGAUGGAGCUCAGGAUCUGGAAGAAUAGGCUGACGAACGAAUGGACGAGGCACUGAAUCGGAUAACCGACGAAUGGUGCUCAUCGCAAGGGCAGGAAGAAAGGACGGACGGCAGGACGGUAGGAGCGAGCAAGCUAGAGUACCUAAGUGAUGAGCGAGACUCGGCAUCAUCUUCGCUCGGUCUCGGAUUUAUAUGCAGCCGACGAGAUAGAGGUGCUUCUCCUGAAAGAUAUUCACGAUUUGGAACCACCACCUACCGCAUAUUCAAGACCUGAAGAUAUUCAAGACUUCGAAAUCGUUCCCGAUACACCAACAGCGGGCAGCAGGACAGGGGGGCAAAUCAGCUCCCAGUCUUCGGAGCUGGAGUCGCCAGGAGUUCAUUCUACAGUCCACUCGUGGGACUCACAUGCCAAUUACCAUGGCCAUUAUGGUCACAGUGAUCAUCACAGACUCGGUUCUUCUUCCAAUGCACCGCCGUGGCCUCGGACGAGUCACUUGGUAUUUUAUUGCGAUAUACAGGGUCACCUCAGGACUGCGACGGGUGUUAUCAGACUUUUGCUGCUUAUAUCGUCAGCAGCGUGUUUGGCCACUCUAUGUAGUUCUGGCACUGCCAAGGUCAGCCUCUUUAUGCUACCACUAGUGGGCCGCUUGAGAUUGAUGAUCUUUGUAGCUGUUUUUUGUCUUUUGGUCACUGCUUUACUUCUUUUCCUUGAUAUUUCACAUGUCAUACAUAUUUUCCCUUUCAACUGGGCCAAACUGAAUGCUUGGGUAUUCACUGGUAUAGGUAUAUCCUAUCUGGGAAGUAGCUCAUUGUUAGUGUGUUCGGUGUGGGAAUAUGCAGGCAGUGGCUGGGUACCUAGACGAACACGUUCUCAAUUAGCAGCUGCGGCAGCACUGGGACUAUCCUGUGCUCUUCUUGCAUUCAUUCUAUCCUGGUUCCAUAAACGAAGUAAAAUAAGUUGCAAAGGUCAAUUAAGCCACCAACACACUCCUAAUCAACUCUACAAACCUGUUGACAAUUCCUCUUCAUCCGGAGUAACAUUAAAAGAAAGAAGUCCGAAAAGACCACCAUCCUGGGUUGUAAGAAAUCACUCAAAGAAGCGCAACGCUGAUAGUGAGACAAACACAAACAAUAGUAACAGAGAGAACGGAAACGGCAAUUGCGACAAAUACAAGUCAAGAGGAAACAAAAAAGGUCAUUGGGCGUCAGCGAGGCAACAUUUCCUUCCCUCGCACGAGAACGACGAAGUCGACGAUGCUCCGAGGGAUGAACUGGACACAGACAGAAAAAGGCGACGAAAACGAAAAGAUGGGGGAAACAGUCUCGGUACGGAUGGGAAUCUCUCUGCGAAAGCAGGAAGCUCCAUCAGCGCAGAAAACACAACAAAAGCACGUCGAGUACCUCGAAAACUUCCUUUACAAACAAUGGAUAGGAGUCAGCUUCGUACGUGCGCCGGUCACGGAGGUAACAGCUCGAAGCAAGAUACAGCUAAGACUGGACAGCUUGCUAGGAAGAGUGAGUUGGAAAAUUACUGGACCGUUGGCGAUACUAGGCACAUGGAGGCAACGGGUUUGGCUAUGCACUGGGAGGUCGAGGGUACUUCGUAUAACAAACGCGAAAGCAUCGACGUAACCCUCGUCCAGGCGGCCAUGUGGGAUAAUCAGUGGCAUCCACCUCCGGACGAUGUACAGCCAUGUUCAAGUAAGGCCAUCGAUCCGUACACAUUCCCUUGAUCGCACCAAGUCGAGUUUCUUUGUAAAAAGCUAUCAGAGAAUGCGCGUGAUAAACCAGAUAAUUGCUCCAAAAGGGCAGGAACAACGAGAUUGCGGGUUACAGCUCGUAAUCGCUGUUAAAAAUCGUCGUAUCCAAGCACUCAGAACUCUUGUAUAAAAUUGUUGCGCCUUGUACAUUUCGCUGCCGAAUGCAAAAAACGAAUAUUAUUCUUCGUUGCUUGGACCGUACGAUUUGAUUGCGGUAACCACGCAACUCUGCGGCUCUUCUCGAUUGAGCGAAAGAAGAAGAAACCAAUGGAUUCGCGUAGCGCAAUUAGUCAUUUCAUUCCGAUCGUGUACCAAAAUAAUAAAUCGUAAGUUUUAAUGGAAUUUGUAAGCAUAAGACCAUUAGCUCGUAAACACCGAGGUAAACAAGAAAUUUAUCUAGUCGUUUUUAAUGUAUUUUUAUGCUGGUAUAACCUAACUCUACUCGUUUGGUAAAAGUUGUUGGUACUCGCGAGAAUCGGGCUAGCUAGAUUGUUGUACAGGUAUGUACAUAUAUUAAGAGUACCGUGCAAUUAUCUAGUAGCGUCGCACAAUCGUUUACAUCCGCACAGCACCCAAAUAUCUAUGUAAAAGGACACUCGUUAUGCUUACUGAUGUAUUAUGUGAACAGAGAAUGUGAUGCGAGUGCGGCGCUCUUAGAAAGAUUCGCAGGUAUUCAGAAAUACAGUGCGAGGACAUAUACAUAAUAUAUAUAUACCCAAU
Cephus cinctus (wheat stem sawfly) is the source of this 2679-nucleotide messenger RNA. RefSeq lists its product as uncharacterized. Bases 349 to 1932 code for a protein of 527 amino acids. Lineage: Eukaryota; Metazoa; Arthropoda; Insecta; Hymenoptera; Cephidae. The transcript has 6 exons. The record is from RefSeq and is a predicted model, not a curated record.